Striga asiatica is the source of this 1739-nucleotide messenger RNA. NCBI's taxonomy places the organism in Eukaryota, Viridiplantae, Streptophyta, Magnoliopsida, Lamiales, Orobanchaceae. The record is from the annotation of a GenBank genome assembly.
AUUCGAAUUGCAAAUCACUGGAGAAAAAGAACUGCACGCAAUUUCGCAUUUUCAUUUUUCUUCAUUAGAAUCCGCGCUAACGCGUGCUACAAAUUACAAUCUCAAUUUUUCUCUCUCGCCAAAAUCAUCUCUCUAUAAUCUGUACAGCGACGAUCUACGCGCUAUCUGUUCCCCGAACGCCGGGAAAAAUGGAGGCGGCGGCGGCGGUGUUGAAGGUGGAGGAGUUGACAUCCGGAGCGAGUGGCCGUAUAAUUCCGGUUUUCCGGAACAUCCGUCAGUCAGUCCUCUCCUACGACUCCUUCCGUAGAACUUUCCUUCUAAUUUAUUCCUUCUUCGUCUGGAUCCUGCUGGUCCUCCCUCGCCGCCGCCGAUUAUCGUCAGCUGCUGCCUCACCUCCCUCGUCCCCUACAGCGGCGCCGCCUUCGGUGAAGCGCCGGAAUUUCGUCAUCCGGAGAGACGAAGAGGACACCAUGAGGCGCAGGGCCCUGGCGGAGGCGAUUGAGAUGGUGGUGGACGGCGUCAGCGGCAGCCAGUGCACUACGUUCUUGUUUUACGGUGUAAGGCGGAAUGCUCUCUUUUGCCGAUCGUGGUUUCCUGUCUCCGGCGAAAUCAAGGGUAUUCUGAUUAUCAUCCAUGGACUUAACGAACAUAGUGGACGCUAUGCUGAAUUUGCUAAACAGUUGGUCUCCUGUGAAUUUGGGGUCUAUGGAAUGGACUGGAUAGGCCAUGGAGGAAGUGAUGGAUUGCACGGAUAUGUUCCUUCACUGGAUCAUGUUGUUGCAGACACUGCUUCAUUCUUGGAAAAGGUGAAGUUAGACAACCCAGGCGUACCGUGCUUCUUGUUUGGUCAUUCAACUGGAGGGGCAGUGGUUUUGAAAGCUGCAUCAUAUCCCCAUAUAGAAGAAAUGUUGGAGGGGAUCAUAUUGACGUCACCUGCUUUACGUGUCAAGCCUGCGCAUCCGAUUGUUGGUGCUGUAGCACCGCUAUUCUCCUUGGUGGUUCCAAGGUUCCAAUUCAAAGGCGCCAACAAAAGGGGAAUUCCAGUUUCCCGGGACCCAGCAGCUCUUUUUGCCAAAUACUCGGACCCUUUAGUCUACACUGGGCCCAUUAGAGUUCGUACUGGACAUGAGAUUCUACGCAUCUCUUCAUACCUAAUGCGCAAUUUCCAGUCUAUCACAGUACCAUUCUUUGUCCUGCAUGGGACAGCUGAUAGAGUUACUGAUCCAAUUGCCUCUCAGGACUUGUACAAUAUAGCACCUUCCAAGUAUAAGGACAUUAGACUCUAUGAAGGCUUUCUGCACGACCUUCUUUUUGAGCCCGAACGUGAAGAGAUUGCUCGGGAUAUCAUUGACUGGAUGGAAAAGCGACUGAGCAUGCUAGGUCAUGAGAGUUAUUGGUGAGAUGAUAAUAAUGAUGUCUUCUUGUUGAAUGUGGUAUUGAGACUCUUAAGAUUUUCGGUGAUUUUUAGCUGAAGAUGAGAUAUUUAGGUGCAAUGUGAUGGCAAUUGAAUAUGUAUAUAAUGGUGAUGUCAACAUAUUAUAUUUGUGAUUGGAGAAACCAGAACCAUCUUUAAUGAUCAUUACUUAUUAGACCCUUUUGUUAUCUGCUGUGUUCGUUCGUGUUCUUUAGUCUUCUUACUGAAUGUGGUGUUGAGACUUAAGAUUUUCGACGAUUUUGAGCUGAAGAUGGAAUAUGUAGGUGCAAUGUGAUGACAAUUGAAUAUGUAUAUAAUGGUGAUG